AUGCCGAGGAAGGCCCCCCUCCAAGAAAACGCGAUGGAGGACGACGACGAUGAGGCGCCGCCCCCUCAAAAGCCCCAGCAAAAGAAGCGCAAGCGCCGCGAAGCUAAAGAUAGGACGCCCGUCAUGGACGGCCAGACGGAGGAGGAACGCCGGAUUCUGAGGCAGGAGCAGCGCAACCUGCAGGACCGAAUCGGCGAGCGCCGGGCGGCGAUGUGUGCGCUCGACUCGGACGAGUUCAAGAACCAGCGGGCCGCGAACAACGGCCUCUUCAAAAAGGUUAGAUAUAAUCGGGAGAUGGUCAACGAUGGAGACAUCAUGGUCGGGCUGGCCGAGUGCGCGGUCGCGCGCGCGGGCGCUCUCGCGAAAAGUGUGAAGCAGUACGGCGCGAAGGACAUCUGCGACGCUUUGAAGGAAUCGUAUUCCAAUUCUCGGGGCGAGAUGGACUGGGCUGCGCUAGGGAGAGACGGCGCUGGGUUAUUCAGAGCACCCCCGGAGCUCAACUUCUUCUGCGGGCCGCUCGAGAGACCUGUCAAGGAGCGGAAGAAGGUCGAAAGGAAGAAGAAGGCCGACCUCAAGGAUGAUGGUGUGGGAGAAACAAAAUUCGAGCAGCGCGAGGGCGGCAGCGGCGACGGCGACGAGGUUUGUGAUACGGUGUCUGCAAUCAACCCCCCCGGGCAAAUUGCCCUCGUCAUGUUUUACCACGUAACGAGGGUCCAGACAACUCGGGGAUAGUAGAGAUGGGCAUCCGGAGUUCUUCCACCGCCCGCGUCGCCCUUAAGGUCACCUCCCCUUCCCAAUGGGAGGCACCGAGUCAUAGCGACGGUUCAUAUAUCUACACACAGCGCGACGAGGCCACGAACCUGCGCCUGCAGCGGUUGAACGACGUCAUGGCGGCGAAGAUGCGCGCGGCUUCUGUAGAGCCCAAGCCGGCCGACGAGGAUGCUGAGACCGCGGGGUUGGACCUGAUGUCGCUGCUCGUGAACCCGGACUCGUUCUGCGAGACGGCCGAGAAUUUCUUCGACCUGUCGUUCCUCGUCAAGGACGCGCGCGCGACCGUCGGGGUCGAUGACUCGACGGGUUUACCCGUGUGUCGUUUAGCCGAAGCCCCGGACGGCGCGGUCCCCAAGACCCAGAACGUGGUGGUAUUAUCGAUGGCGGACUGCAAGGCCAUCGGCGAGCUCUGGGGCAUCGAGAAGCCGCAGCUGCCGCGCGAGGACGGGGCGCGCGAGCGGGCGCAAGCCGCAGCUCAACGCGCUCCUCCGCCGCCGCCCGACGAGGGCGAGGAGUCGGACGCCUACUGACGGCGGUGACACGUGUAAUAAGUAUAGAUAUCCGGAGUUUCUCCGUCCGUUGUCCGUUGUCGCCGCGCGUCUCUUCCUCCGCUGUGGCGAGGUCCCGCCGAGAGGAGACGGGACGCGAGAGAAAAUCUGCCCGCCAACACGCAGCUGCCGCCCCAUCAAAAUCGAAACAAGGGGGAUAGUACACCUGUGAGACCGCGGACGGGCGCCCCGGUGGGACCGGUCCGGGUCAGAGUAACGACAAGCAGACGGACGUAGGAGGCGCCUUACUA
Molecule: messenger RNA, 1570 nt
Organism: Pelagomonas calceolata
Lineage: Eukaryota; Pelagophyceae; Pelagomonadales; Pelagomonadaceae
Source: the annotation of a GenBank genome assembly